Dendroctonus ponderosae (mountain pine beetle) is the source of this 2364-nucleotide messenger RNA. Its product is annotated as integral membrane protein GPR180. Gene Ontology annotation, biological process: response to pheromone; G protein-coupled receptor signaling pathway. Bases 70 to 1578 code for a protein of 502 amino acids. The record is from RefSeq and is a predicted model, not a curated record. The transcript has 6 exons. Lineage: Eukaryota; Metazoa; Arthropoda; Insecta; Coleoptera; Curculionidae.
GUGUUCUCGUCACAACUCGUAUUUUGUUUGUUUGGAAUAUGAAGACAUUUUCUAUAUUUUUAAAUAAAAAUGCGGAAAAAGUACGCGUUUCUUACUAUAUUUUUGUUUAUACAAUGUGUUGAAAUUUACCAGUGCACGCACCUGAAAGGUACUUUCAGUUCUAGUGACUUUUUCAAAUUUCUUAUCAAAUUUGGGGUGCAGAAAACCGCUGGACACUCGCCUGAUACAUCGCAGGGCUACAUUUUUGGGAAUAUCACUUCGAAGAGCCAUCUCUUUGUGCCUAUUACUUUUGUAGUUUUGCGCAGAUCUCACUUUAUAGAUUAUUAUAAGAACAGAGUCAUUUUUGAUAAAGAUGAGGCUUGCAACAGAAUGUUUAGCAAACUGAACAAAAGGGCAUAUGAUCCUCAAUGUAGUCACGAUGGAAAAGAUUACUUAAGACGGAUUCCCUGUCCCACUGGUGAAUUGUGUGAAGAUGAAGAUGAUCAGUGGCAUGUUGUGAAUAACCAUCAGUUUACAUAUGUUUUUAAAGAUUUUAAAGAGCCAGCUUUUUGGUAUGUGUCCAUGGUGGCUUGUUACCACAAUACGACCACAUGUGAAUGGCACCACUACGAUUCGCACAGUCCUUAUGAAAUCAAUUAUGAUAUCUGGCUGGUAAACGGAAGCCCCAACAGCUCAGCAUUCAGUACAUAUCAGUUUUCAUUCGACAGGCAGAGCACUUUAGAAAUGUACAUUUUAUUUUGGUUGUGCUACUUGGUAUUAGUUCCUCUGCAAUGUCAUGCGGUGAAAAUACAGAAGCAUCCCGUUACCAGAUUAUUUACUGCUAGUCUGGUGCUUGACUUUGUAGCCUUAAGUUUAAAUGUAAUUCAUACUUUGAAAUUUGCGAUGAACGGCGAAGGAUAUGAAAAAAUCCAAAUGAUUGGAGAUAUAUGUGAUAUUCUUUCACGGACAUCAUUCAUGUUGCUUUUGCUAUUGUUGGCGAAAGGAUGGGCAGUUACGCGAUUAGAAUUGACCUGGAAACCAUUAGUGUUUGCCAUAUGGUUAUGUUAUGGUAUUGUACAUAUUUUGUUGUAUGUUUGGAACUUGACUGAAGUAGACAUAAUAGAAGACGUAGAUGAAUACCAGACUUGGCCGGGAUGGCUGAUAAUUGUUUUUAGAUCAUUGAUUAUGUGCUGGUUCUUAUACGAAUUACGCACAACUAUGCUUUACGAACAUAAUACUCAAAAACUGAAUUUUUUGCUUCAUUUUGGGGCAUCCAGUUUAGUUUGGUUUAUCUAUCUGCCCAUUUUGGCCCUGAUAGCAUUACAUGUAUCUGCGCUAUGGAGAUUUAAACUACUUUUAGGUAUAACAUAUUCAGCUGAUUGUUUUGCAUAUUGUGUUAUGGCUCAUUUGCUCUGGCCGACCCGAUCCGAACAAUAUUUUCUAUUGAAAGGACCGUCUUCAGUGGACCUUGAAGAAUUGGAUGAAUUCAACGAAGCUCCACACAUUGUCAAUAAUUCUUAUACGUCCCUCAGUAGUGCUGGAUCAAUAGAUGUCGCGCAUUAUGAAGACCAACCCAAAAGUAAACCAGCCCAUGCGUGAGACUUUUGUUCAUUUUGUGUUUGCCAAACCCCAAAUAGCCGAUUUGGAUGAAAAUACCAAGACCGUUAACGAUCUAAGUUGUAUUGUGGUCUUAAUAGAAAUUAGGGAAAAACUGUACUUGCUUCAUUAUGACAAAAUGUCAAUUCAAUUAACUCAAUUGUAAGUAUCUUUAGGUGCGGUACCUUAACCCCUGGAUGAUUUUAUUUGGAAAAUUUGCCUACUGAAAGUCAUUCUGGUUUCAACUACUAUUCGGCGUCGAUUGCAAAAGCAUGCAGCUUAGUGAUGGAAAAUUGUGGGUGAAAUAACAAGUUUUGAGUUAAAGUCGUCAAAAGAAACUUUUUAUCUUUAUAGCAUACAUUUGAAAAAUGUUUUAAAUAAAUUUACACGGUGGAUAAUAUGCGACAAUUGAGCAACGUGAUACUGGAACACUAGUCGCGCCAAUAGUUUUCGUAAAUUUCCGUACGGAAUUAAUAGAUGAUUACUGAAUAUUGAAUGACUCCUGAAUAAUUCCAUUCAAACUCAUUUAAAGCACGGACUUCUGGGAAGGUUUCAGGCCGCUUAUGGGGUUGCUGGUGACAUGUCAAAACCUGUAUUUUUGGCCAAACUGAUCUAUGGAAAGGAUGUGAUUUAUCAUUGUUAGCUUUUGCAUUUUUGAUAGCAGAAAACCAUUUAACACACCUCUUCCGGCUUGUAUUUUUUUGUAUGGUUUUGAUAUCGAUUUUAUACACCGUGUAUAUAAUUGAAUUGUUAAUCUCCCAAACAUAUUCUGACGAAUGCCAAUAUUAU